Dichomitus squalens LYAD-421 SS1 is the source of this 1309-nucleotide messenger RNA. RefSeq names its product cytochrome-c from the OXPHOS pathway. Bases 86 to 412 code for a protein of 108 amino acids. The record is from RefSeq and is a predicted model, not a curated record. Gene Ontology annotation, molecular function: electron transfer activity; heme binding. The transcript has 6 exons. Gene Ontology annotation, cellular component: mitochondrial intermembrane space. Gene Ontology annotation, biological process: mitochondrial electron transport, ubiquinol to cytochrome c; mitochondrial electron transport, cytochrome c to oxygen. Lineage: Eukaryota; Fungi; Basidiomycota; Agaricomycetes; Polyporales; Polyporaceae.
ACCACUGUUCCUCUUCAGCUCUCGUUCGUACUUGUGUACAUUUACGCCGCCUAAUUUUCUCCCUCACGAAUAGUAGACAUUAGACAUGCCUUACGCUGCUGGUGACGCUGCCAAGGGUGCUGGUCUCUUCAAGACCCGCUGUGCCCAGUGUCACACUGUUGGUGCGGGCGAGCCUCACAAGGUUGGGCCCAACCUCCAUGGUGUCUUCGGCCGCAAGACUGGUCAGGCCGAGGGCUUCUCCUACACCGCUGCCAAUGUCAACAAGGGUAUCACCUGGGACGAGCAGACCCUCUUUGAGUACCUCGAGAACCCCAAAAAGUACAUCCCCGGUACCAAGAUGGCCUUCGCUGGUCUGAAGAAGGACAAGGACCGGAACGACCUCAUUACGUGGCUUAAGGAAGCGACCGCAUAAUCGGUUGUUCUCAUGGGCCUUCCCCGUCUACUUAUAUUUUAAUAUACACGAGCGUUCUACUGGUCACCAUAAUGUAGACGGCCACAACAUCGUGUCACUGGGUUCUGGAGCAUUUCACACAUACGGUAUCCCUACUCUUGGCAAUACGAUACUUUCCACAACAAUACCAGGUUUGUGGAUGUGUGAGUGCGAGUGCACCUGCUCGGUUGAGUUCAGGACAAGACACGUUUAGCAAGACUGUCCUGAAUGUUUGUUUCGUGAGUAGGGGGCUUAUCGAAGACUUUGGAGUCGUUUGCUUUAUGGUCUCGCUCGAGUUCGAUGUCUUUCGUUCAGGCCGACAAUGAUCAUCAUGACGUCACAGCAACUCCUGCAAACUUUACCGUCGCCGACAGAACAUACACGUGGCGCCCCAACGCCAUAUUCGUGCCUCGUUCUUCUCCCGGAUCUUCCCACGUCGCUCUAGGACAUUCGCUGCAUCUAGCAAAGUACCUCGGAUACUCUCAGCAGUCACAAAAAUUGAUACAUAACGGGAAGUAGAGUCCAUUCAAAACCUUCGAGGUCAAGGUCGAGGCAUUCGUCGCCAACGCAGUCAUCGCGGUCGCGGGCGAGAAAAAGGUGACUUUCCUGGUGGAGGCGACUUGUGUGACUAAUUGGGACCGGUGCGGGUGACCAGCAGGUUGGCAUCGAUAUAAGGAUUCUCUUCCCAUGGUGCGCUUCCAGUGAGCACUGCCCACUCAGGGCUGUUGCCCACCCGCGUCACCUCAUCUCUACGGUUGUCUUCGAUCCAAUUGCGGUGAAGACGCAUACUUCAUUCACUAUGUCGGUACCUCGAGCUUCCCUAGGUGGGAGAUGAUCAAAAGGACUCUGGUGGCGAUCCAAGCAACUCUUGCAAUUUUC